UUGGACCAUCAUGGCGGCGGACCUCUACAGUCCCCCAUCACCCCUGGGGGACUCCCUCCUAAGCAGUCCGCUGUGUGGAGACCUGAUAGAGGACCUGCCCGACAUCUCUCAGUCCAUUGGAGACGACUCACUGGGAUUCGAUUUCCCAGAGUACCAGAGCGCUGAUUCAGGGUCCAGUAGCUCCAUCACCUUCGACACCUUGACUCCCGCCUCCAGUCCUCUGUCUGGGGUUUGUGGAGCAGCGCUGGGCCCAGAUGAGACCCCGACCCCUCUCCACCUGGAGUGCCGGGUGUGCUCCGACAAAGCUUCAGGCUUUCACUACGGAGUGCAUGCCUGCGAGGGCUGCAAGGGUUUCUUCAGGAGAACCGUCAGGCUAAAGCUGGACUACGUCAGGUGUGAGCGCAGCUGCAAGAUCCAGAAGAAGAACCGGAACAAGUGCCAGUUCUGCAGAUUUCAGAAGUGUCUCUCUGUAGGGAUGUCCCAUAACGCCAUCCGGUUCGGCCGGAUGCCUCACGCAGAGAAGCUGAAGCUCAAGGAGGAAAGCAAAGUGAUGGAGACGGCAGUGGAAAGCCCCGUCAAGGCCGACCACAAGAUUCUGGUCAAGCAGAUCCACGAAGCCUACGUCAAGAACUUCAACAUGAACAAGGCAAAAGCCCGGCUCAUACUGACUGGAAAAACCAGCAAACCGCCUUUCGUCAUUCAUGACAUGGAGACGUUCCAGUUCGCUGAGAGGACGUUAGCGGUCCACAUGGUGAAGCUCGAGUGUUCCGACCCAGAGAGAGACCUUCAAGCUGGACAGGGGAGCCCGUCUUUGGACGGAGAGGAGCUCCAGCAGAGAGAAGCUGAAGCCAGGCUCUUCCACUGCUGCCAGAGUACGUCCGUGGAGACGGUCACCGAGCUCACGGAGUUCGCCAAGGCCGUGCCGGGCUUCCAGAGCUUGGAUUUAAACGAUCAGGUGACGCUCCUGAAGUACGCCGUCUACGAAGCCCUCUUCACCCUCCUGGCCUCGUGCAUGAACAAGGACGGCCUGCUCGUGGCGCGCGGCGGAGGAUUCAUCACCCGCGAAUUCCUCAAAAGCCUCCGGCGGCCGUUUGGGGACAUGAUGGAGCCGAAAUUCCAGUUUGCCACGCGCUUCAACUCCUUAGACCUGGACGACAGUGAUCUGGCCCUUUUUGUAGCUGCUAUCAUCUGCUGUGGAGACCGUCCGGGCUUGGUGGACGUCCCUCCAGUGGAGCAGCUGCAGGAAAGCAUCGUUCAGGCUCUACGCUGCCACCUGCUGGCCAACCACCCCGACGACACCUUCCUCUUCCCCCGACUACUGCAGAAGCUGGCGGACCUCAGGGAGCUGGUCACGGAGCACGCUCAGCUGGUCCAGGAGAUCAAGACGACGGAGGACACCUCGCUGCACCCGCUCCUGCAGGAAAUCUACAGAGACAUGUACUGACACGAGUAACGAUGUUUAAAAAAAAAAUCUGCCUCGUUUUAGGAUUCAAAGGCAGCUCGCGGUCGUGUAAAGAUGUUUCCUAGUAUUUCUAUUUUAGCACGAGCUGCGACAGUUUGACUCGUGAAUGUCGUCUUUUACACGAAAGCGUAACGGGGUUGUUUGCGCGGUAGUAAAAAAUACUGUGCGGGCUCGUUUUUAUGCAAGAAACCUGAACUUGAAUGCCUUUAGAUGUUAUUUUUUUAGUCCCGUUUUUGUGUAGAUUAAUUUAUUAAAACUUAACAAAUCUUUAUUUUUCCUGUUCUGAGGUCAGAGGUUAAAGUGUUAGUAACGUGCUCUGUGCUUCCUGAGCUCUCAUUUAUUGUAUUUCUUGCCACUAGAAGGAACUAGUUUUACAUUUACUGUAAUUUCCUGUGCUGUGAAUUUCUGUUAAUCCUCUAAUCUUGUGUUUGGGAGCAGAAUACAUAAAAGCUCACUUUUAAUCUGAUUUGUAAUUUUCAGCAUUACAUUGUUAAAUAUUUCCACUGAAAACACACUAAUCUGUUAAACUAAUACUUUGUAAAUAUGACAGUCUGAUGACGGCAGUGAAAGAGAUUCACGAAUCUUCAGAAUGUAAACAAAGCAACAAAAUAAGAAAUUUGUUUUAUUUUUGUUGUUUUCAGACUGAAUCCGUGUUUCAAGUCAUAAUUAAAUGGUUUAUAUAUUUUUGUAUCAUGUAUAGCACAUAUAACUGCAGAUGUCUCGUUAAAAAAAAAUAAAAAAAUAAAAGCUGACAGGAAAUUAAUAUUUAACAAAUUUUUAUUUGCAAUACUCUAAUAUUAAGUUACUGACUGAAUGAAGGCAACUUCUGUUUGUUUAUUCAACCAAACUUCAUUAAAAUGGAUUGAUUUAAA
Molecule: messenger RNA, 2334 nt
Organism: Nematolebias whitei (Rio pearlfish)
Lineage: Eukaryota; Metazoa; Chordata; Actinopteri; Cyprinodontiformes; Rivulidae
Product: peroxisome proliferator-activated receptor alpha
Exons: 7
Coding region: 11-1444 (477 amino acids)
Biological process (GO): positive regulation of transcription by RNA polymerase II; cell differentiation; negative regulation of transcription by RNA polymerase II
Cellular component (GO): nucleus
Molecular function (GO): nuclear receptor activity; RNA polymerase II cis-regulatory region sequence-specific DNA binding; zinc ion binding
Source: RefSeq, a predicted model, not a curated record